Molecule: messenger RNA, 594 nt
Organism: Pieris macdunnoughi
Lineage: Eukaryota; Metazoa; Arthropoda; Insecta; Lepidoptera; Pieridae
Source: the annotation of a GenBank genome assembly
AUGGCGGAUAAAUUUGAUCUAAUAAUUUUUGGAGCAAGCGGCUAUACUGGCCGAUUUGUGAUUCCUGAGAUGAUACGAAUAUGCCGGAAUUACCCGGAUAUCCGUUGGGCAAUCGCCGGUAGAUCUAAACAAAAAUUGGAAGCUGCUUUGCUAGUUGCCAAGAACAACGGAGAAGACGUAUCGGCUAUCCAAAUAAUAAUAGCUGAUGCGGAAGAUGAAGAAUCACUUAAGGCCAUGUGUCGUCGCUGUAAACUCAUAAUGAACUGUAGCGGACCGUUCAUGUGGUAUGGAGAGGCACUUGUUAAAGCAGCCAUUGAAUGUAAAAUACAUUACAUAGAUGUGUGCAGUGAACUUACGUUCUUGGAAACCAUCAAGGAAUAUGAUGCCGCAGCAUGCGACAGUGGUGUAUUAGUGAUCAAUGCAUGUGGUCUUGGAUGCUUAACUGCUGACCUGGGAGUCCUUUUCCUUCAGCAGCAGUUCCAAGGAACAUUGAAUUCGGUAGAAGCAUAUCUGACGACACAGCCUGACGUGAUCAGAGGCUUGCCAAAGAACGUCAUCAGGAACAGUACGUGGGAGGCUUUGGUCUACGAGUGA